Aspergillus udagawae is the source of this 1176-nucleotide messenger RNA. RefSeq names its product F-box protein. The coding region runs from base 1 to 1176 and encodes 391 amino acids. NCBI's taxonomy places the organism in Eukaryota, Fungi, Ascomycota, Eurotiomycetes, Eurotiales, Aspergillaceae. Gene Ontology annotation, molecular function: protein binding. The transcript has 2 exons. The record is from RefSeq and is a predicted model, not a curated record.
AUGGUCGCCUCACUCCCACUUGAACUUCUAGGUGAGAUCGCAGGCUAUCUUAAACAGGCAGGCGCUUCUCUAGCUGCAUGUACAGCUGUCUGUCGUCGUUGGCAGGCAGCGUUUGAGCCGAUCAUCUACUCCGAAUUGCAUGUUUACAGUGAGGAUGGCAUCAACGAGGAAGGGGAGCACCGCGGGAUUUGCCUCAAACAGUUCCGCGCACUCACUUCUGGGCCUGGAAUCGCGCGACGAGCAUGUAUUCGUCAGCUGUGGUACCAUACUGUUGUCCCUUUUGACCUCCCAGACUGGAUGAUGCGUAAAAGGGAAGGUUAUAGCUCUAAUAAUGCUGUUCGACAGGCGAAUAACACUGCGUUUCAAUCAGCAAUAAUCAAUCUAUUCAAAACGCUAGAAGUAUGGGAGAAGAGUCAUCGCCUCUCUGUCUCUCUGGUACUCCUAGGGCGUGAACCAGGCCAGGAGCCGCAUACAAAAGAGGACGAUGAAGCUGGAUUGCAUACUUGGGACUUCACGGAUGGGCGCACACAAGCUGUUCCUGUCUAUCGCGCGCGCUUCCAUCAGGAUGGCGCUUUGGUGCUACCCAACGUUUCAUGUAUUGACAAACUAUCGUUUCUCGACGGUACAGACUCACCACGGUAUCACCAGAUAUGGGCUGGAGCAGCUAUGCAGAUUGUUCAGCAUUGUCCGACACUCGCAGAACUAUGGUUGAACUUGGAUGAGUAUAUCAGACCAGAUCAUCUGGAUUACCUGAAGGAACGCCGUCAAGGGGAAUGGAUCGUCCGCCCUGAUCCAGACGAGGAAGCCAUGAUCGCUGAGAUUGAGGACUGGGAGGCCGAAAUCUGCAGCUAUGAAAGAAGAAUUGUGGAGCGAUCCAUUUUUGAGCAAGAGCAGUUUCAUCGGCUGUUUAUCUCUUUGGGUUAUGCUGCAAGACGUAUGCCUCGCUUGAGGACCAUUAACUUUGAUCUUAACCACUAUUCCUUUUUCUAUUUCAAGUUCUUGAACAGAACGGGCUCGAUCAGACUUGAGUGGGAGGUAGAACAUUGUGGUUCAUACAAGCCUGAUGAUCGGGUUGCUGCUGCAUGGGGCUUUCACCUCGAUAACCAGCAGCUCUCAGAUUGGGAGUAUCACGCAACCUUAUCACAUUGGCCCCCAGUCGAGGAGAAGUCUACGUGA